Messenger RNA from Pomacea canaliculata, 8217 nucleotides. RefSeq names its product multidrug resistance protein 1-like. The coding region runs from base 712 to 4710 and encodes 1332 amino acids. Gene Ontology annotation, biological process: transmembrane transport. The transcript is spliced from 28 exons. Lineage: Eukaryota; Metazoa; Mollusca; Gastropoda; Architaenioglossa; Ampullariidae. Gene Ontology annotation, molecular function: ABC-type transporter activity; ATP binding; ATP hydrolysis activity. The record is from RefSeq and is a predicted model, not a curated record. Gene Ontology annotation, cellular component: membrane.
UGGCACAGCGGUUGACACCUGUCACCAGUGCUGUGAAAGUUGGUUGUCCUGGGUUCAGCUCCCGUCGGGGGCAUGCAGUUCUUUCCGUGCAAGUGGCAUCUGUUUACAGUGUUGACUGCCUUGCCGUGAUGUAGUCGUAGUUGCUGGCUCGGCGUAAAACUCCCCAUAACAUUCCCCAUCCCUCUCCCCGCUCAGCCUGCGGAGUACCACAGCCAUGCAUGUUCUGCGAUCGAAGAGCCGCAUCCGGCUAACGGCGUCAUGCAACCAUGGCAACUGACCUUAUUAUGGGGGAAGCAUGUACUCAAUGUACUCAUAGCGCCCCAUCUGCAUCUGCCUUUGAUGUUUACCGACAAGGCCGGCAGCAGCUUCUGCAAAUAGCCUGCUACUCAAGAAUGUAGGGUUGGCCCAGCCCGUUGUGCGCGGUUUUAAAAGUCGUCCACGGCGAACGUUGACUGAAGGCUGUUUUUUUUUUUUCCAAACAAUCCGUCUAAGAGUGAAUGAUAUAAUUAUAUGCACGUGCGAUUAGCGCGCUCACUCUCAGUGCUAACGAUUUAACCGAGCAGGACCGACGGAGGAGAAGAAUAUCAGGGAAAGUAUAAAGGCGAUGCCAUGAAAAUCAAUGUGCUGGAAGCAGACGAGAACAAGGGGCGAGGGCGAAUCUCACGACGAGGGAAGCACAGUCGUCCAUGACGUCAUCGCACGGCUGCCAGGAUGCGCUCAAAGACCAGAGUGCACGCAGCGCCAGGCGCGCCCUUCCACACAGAUGGUCAUGGCCGAACAAGUCCCUCUGAUGCACAGGUGGCCUUGGAACUGCUUGAUGACAAACAAAAUGAUAAAAACAAAAAGGAGGAAAAGCCCAAAAUGGUUGGACCAUUGGAAGUCUUUCGUUUUUCAGAUAAAUGGGACCGGCUGUUGAUGAUUGUGGGCUUAUUUUGUGCAGCAGCUAAUGGAGCUGCUCUCCCAGCCAUGAUUAUUGUUUUCGGUGACAUGAUUGAUCUGUUUGUCAACUCUGGGAUUGCUGACGCUUUUAUUAAGGACAUAAGUGGCUUUCUGUUUGCUCAGAAUAUCACUUCAGAGAUGUUGUCUGAAAAUCCAAAACUACUUUUAUCUCUCUGUCCCAACAUAACUGAUUUCUACGGUGGAAACAUCACCUGUAAGCGUCUGGAUAUGACGGAAAAGCUACUCGACAAAAUGACUGAGUUUGCAAUAUACUAUUGCAUCAUUGGUGUGAUUGUGCUAGUCUGCGGCUAUGCUCAGGUGUCUUUCUGGAUGACGGCAUCAGAGCGGCAGUCCCAUCGCAUUAGGAAUAAAUUUUUUUACAGUGUCUUGAGCCAAGACAUUGGUUGGUUCGACACACAUGAGACAGGAGAACUCAAUACUCGCCUAGCAGAGGACAUUCUCAAAAUACAUGAUGGCAUUGGAGACAAGAUUGGCAGUCUAUUCCAAUUUGUAGCAGGUGCAAUUGCUGGUUUUGUCAUCGGCUUUUACUAUGGGUGGAAACUGACCUUGGUCAUUCUGUCAGUUAGCCCAUUGUUGGCGGUCUCUGCUGGUGCUUUUAGCAAGCUUGCUUCUACCAUGACGAGCAAAGAACUCUCAGCCUAUGCCAAAGCAGGAUCUAUAGCAGAGGAGGUUUUUAGCUCCAUUCGCACAGUGGUGUCAUUUGGGGGACAGGCAAAAGAGGCAAAGAGGUAUGCCGAUAACCUUACUGAGGCUAGAGCUUUUGGCAUAAAGAAAGGUUUUACCAAUGGCAUGGUCAUGGGCAUCGUGUGGCUUAUCAUCUUUGGCUGCUAUGCACUGGGUUUCUGGUAUGGUGGUAAACUGACACGAGACGAGCCAGAAAAUUACUCCAUUGGCAAGAUGCUAGUGGUGUUCUUCAGCGUUCUUAUUGGUGCAUUCUCUCUGGGAAAUGCUAGUCCCAAUUUCCAGACUUUGGCAAACGCACGGGGUGCUGCCUACACCAUAUUCCAGCUGAUAGAUCAGAAAUCUAAAAUUGACAACAUGAUGGAGAGUGGUAGAAGACCUGAGUCAGUUCAUGGCACAAUAACAUUCAAGAAUAUUCACUUCAGCUAUCCAUCAAGGCCAGAAGUUAAGGUACUGAAUGGCUUAAACCUUACAAUCCAACCAGGACAGACAAUGGCACUGGUUGGUUCAAGUGGCUGUGGCAAAAGCACCACAGUGCAGCUCCUGCAGCGUUUCUAUGACCCCCAGGAAGGACAGGUUCUGCUGGAUGGGAUUGACAUCCGAGAGCUAAAUGUCCGCUGGCUUCGCAGCAACAUAGGAGUUGUGUCCCAAGAGCCAGUACUUUUUGCUACAACCAUUGCUGAAAAUAUUCGCUAUGGUCGUGAUGGGGUCACACAAGCUGAAAUAGAGCAGGCUGCUAAAAAUGCCAAUGCUCAUGACUUCAUCAUGGCUCUGCCUGAAAAAUAUGAAACCAUGGUUGGUGAGCGUGGUGCUCAGUUGAGUGGCGGACAGAAGCAGCGUGUGGCUAUAGCCCGGGCCCUGGUGCGCAAUCCCCGUAUACUCUUGUUAGAUGAAGCAACAUCAGCUCUGGACACUGAGAGUGAGAAAAUUGUUCAGGAUGCCCUUGAUAAGGCAAGCAGAGGGCGGACCACUAUUGUCAUUGCUCAUCGACUCUCGACAAUCAAGACAGCAGAUAAGAUCUCCAGCUUCAAGGAUGGUGAAAUCUUUGAGCAAGGAACCCAUGAGGAGCUGAUGGCUAGGAAUGGAAUUUAUCAUCAGCUCGUUACAAAUCAGACCAAGGAGCACAAUAAAGAUGAGGAUGAAGAUGACAUGGAGGAAGAAGAUGAAAUUGAGGGUUUUGAGCGGAUUGGAUCAGGUCGUAGAAGUGCACGCCAACUUAACCGUAUGAUGUCUGAUGAUGGUAAAAAACUGGAACGGAUGCUUAGCGCAGAGGAAGAAAAGAAGAAGGAAAAGAAGGAGGAAGAGAAGCUGCCUCCUGCUCCGUUUACCCGCCUGAUGAAGAUGAACGGCCCUGAGUGGCUUUGGAUUUUGUUUGGCUGUAUUGCAGCUAUCAUCAAUGGUGGAAUCCAGCCUGCGUUUGCCAUCAUCUUCAGCAAAAUCAUUACUGUCUUCUCAGAGUUGGACACGAACAAACAGGAGCACGACAUAAUGAUGUACAGCCUCAUCUUGGUCGGCUUGGGUGUCCUCUCAUGCCUUUGCAUGUUCAUGCAGGGGUACUUCUUUGCAGUAUCUGGGGAGAAUCUGACAGUACGUGUUCGAGAUUUGACCUUCCGAGCAAUGAUACGACAGGAAAUAGCGUGGUUUGAUGAUAAUGAUAACAACACUGGAGCAUUGACCACUCGGCUGGCCACAGAUGCCUCACAAGUGCAAGGGGCGACUGGCAUCAAACUUGGCAUGAUGAUUCAAAAUGUCGCCAACAUGGGCACAGCUCUUGUCAUCUCCUUCAUAUAUGGCUGGCAGUUGACUCUGCUUAUCAUCGGGUUCUUGCCAUUCAUCAUUGCUGGUGGAUACAUGCAGAUUCGCAUCAUGGCAGGCGUUGCAGGAAGUAACAAAACUGCUCUAGAGGAGGCUGGAAAGACAGCAACAGAAGCCAUUGAAAAUAUUCGCACAGUUGUUUCCCUUGGGCGGGAGGAGACCAUGCACAAACGAUUCCUGGGUCAUUUGGAAACACCAUACAAAGCAGCUUUGAAGAAAGCGCAUGUUGUUGGCUUUGCCUUUGGUUUUUCACAGGCUGUGAUCUACUUUGUCUAUGCUGCUGCCUUUGUCCUUGGGGCUUACCUGAUUCAGGAGGGUAAAAUGGUCUUUGGAGAUGUCAUGUUGGUUUUCAGUGCCAUUGUUUUUGGUGCAAUGGCACUUGGCAAUGCCAGUGCAUUUGCCCCAGAUGCAGGCAAGGCACAAGUGUCAGCACAGCGCAUCAUCAAGCUGCUGGACAAGCAACCAGUCAUUGACAGCGAGUCUCAAGAUGGAGAUAAACUACAAGGCUACACAUCAAAUGUAGUAUUUAAAGAUGUCCGAUUCCACUACCCAACCCGACCAGAUGCCAAAAUUUUGCAAGGGCUGAACGUCACGAUCAGGCAAGGUCAGACAGUGGCUCUAGUUGGCUCAAGUGGCUGUGGCAAAAGUACAACAGUUCAACUUAUUGAACGUUUUUAUGAUGCUGAGGAAGGGAUUGUGUACUUGGAUAACCACGACAUCAAGAAUUUAAAUGUACAGUGGUUGCGAGCUCAGAUUGGCAUUGUCUCACAAGAACCAGUGCUGUUUGAUCGCAGUCUGGCAGAGAACAUUGCUUAUGGUGACAACUCACGGGUCAUAGGCAUGGAUGAGAUCAUUUCUGCAGCUCGUGCAGCCAACAUUCAUGAGUUCAUUGCAUCGCUGCCUAAUGGCUAUGAAACGCUAGCUGGAGAUAAAGGGGCUCAACUCAGUGGAGGGCAGAAGCAGCGGAUAGCCAUAGCACGUGCAUUGGUCCGCAACCCUCGCAUCUUGCUUCUGGACGAAGCAACAUCUGCUUUGGACACAGAGAGCGAAAAGGUGGUGCAGGAGGCUUUGGAUAAAGCCCGGGAAGGCCGCACCUGUAUCGUCAUAGCUCACCGUCUGUCCACAAUCGUCAAUGCUGACAAGAUCUGUGUUAUUCGUCAUGGCAUUGUUACUGAAGAAGGAAAGCACGCAGAACUCAUGAAUAAACAAGGAUUCUACUACAAACUGAAUAUGGCCCAGAGCAGACAGAAAUAAAAAUAAAUACCCUGAGGCUGUGUGUGUGUGUGUGCGUGCACAUCCCUGUAUGUGUUCAAUCUUCAAAAGCCAUGCAGACUUUGGCCAUGUGGAAAUUGACAAACACUUCUCCAAAUUAUCACGAGGAACAGAAUUGCUUAACACAUGCUGAAACUUUUUUCUGAAAGAUUUUCUUGCAUGACAGACAUGCUUACUACCUGUGUCUUGACAUUCAGAGGUCUGCGUUUUUUGCCUUUCGACAAGAUCGCAGGAAGAAUGCAUCGGUACUUCUGUUCAUUAUGAAACAAAAUGAUUAUUCUUCUGAAAACUCUUUUGGCUGUUGAGAAGACGUAACCGAAUGAGUGAUCAUAUCAUUAACCCUUUAUCCUAAAUGGUGUUUCAGGUUUGUCUUUUUGGGAGAUGAGAAAGUUGUCUCCCAUAGCAAAGAGGGUGUCUUAGGAAAAAUGUCAGUCUGAACCCAACUAUGAUCAUGGGAGUGAAAUGUUAGGAGCAUUUUUGGAAAUUGAUGUCUUUAAUUGAUUCUUUUUCAUCUGAUGACAUUCUCGUAUCAAUAAUUUUUGUGUUCCAUACUGAUUGUUUUAUCGAUGACCAAUAUUCUUGUCAAUCACUUUCUAAAAAAAACUAAAAAUUGAAUAAGUACUGAAACAAAGAACAUGCAUUAUAAGAACUACAUGGACAUUUUCAGGUUCAUCUGACUGGCUGGCCUUUCAAAUACUAUAUAUUUUACAUGUAUAAACCAUAAAGUUUUUAAUAACAAGAUCUUGCCUUUGUCCAUUCCAUUCCAUUUAAUGUUUAUAAUGUGUUUAGUCAUAACUACGAGCCCUAACAAUACUUCUGAAAUAUUGCACUAUGCUCCACAUUAUAAUUUGAACUUCACUUUUGUGUUAUGUCCAUGUGUUAUGUUAUGUCCAUGGUUAUGUUAAUUUUUUUUUAACAUUGUUGACAAGAAGGUUUUUUUGAAACUGAGAAAUAGAAAGUCAAACAAAUUAAAAAAACUAACAAACAAUGCUAGGUACUCACUGAAACGUACCAUUUUUUCAGAGAAACAAAUGUGUGGGCUGCAUCAUUUGAUUCUUGUCUUCAUUUUUUAAAAACUGUUUUCUAAACAUGAUUUGAUGCUUUUUCAGAUUGCUUUAAAAGUUGAAGGAAAUACUAGAAAACCACAGAAAAAAACAGGUAUAAAAGAUUUUGUAAUAAGUCAGUAACUUCUGAAAAUUUAACAAGAAUGUUUUGUUUGAAUGUUGUAGGUAUAGUGUUCUAUGUGAAGCAAUAUAUAUUUUUGUACUAUUUUUUAUUUAUUAGGAACAUGAUUCUUUACAUGACUUGUUGACAUUUCAGCUCUUUCAUCAUAAACUUGUGAUACAGAACUUUAUUAUGAUUCUAGAACAACACAACUGCUGUUUUUUUUUUUUACAUAAAAAAAGGGGAGGGACUUUGCUCAAUGAGGAAUAUGUCAAACUUCUUCCCUCAACUCUUGAGCUCCCGAAAUUCAGAUUUUUUUUCAAUACUGUUUGAAUGCCAUGUUGUCUCAAUUCACAAGCAGGAACAAUUGUAUUAGUGUGAAAUUAGAAGGAACAAUUGUAUUAGUGUGAUGCUGAAAGGCCUAGACCCGCGGUUCUCAAACGACGUGCUUACAAGGGGGGCGCGAAGGUGGUCAGUUUCUUAUACCGGUAUUAGUGAAAGUAGCUUACAUUGCUGGCUAAGGGGGGCGCGCGGAUGUACCUUUGUUCGUCAAGGGGGCAUCACAACUAAAAGGUUGAGAACCGCUGGCCUAGAUUUUGUUGAUGGCAAUGAGAGAUGUUUUCACUUUAACAGUCUUGUUUAAAAAAAGAAUCAAAAGGUCAGGUUAAAUGAUGACGGGUAAAUCAUAUUUGACUUGCAAUCAGCUUUGAAUAUGAUUUUUUCAUGUUUUAAUAAUUUUAAUUAGUGUAUAUAAAAGAAUAUUUGCAGAAGCACAAAAAUGUGUAUGUGUGUGUGUGGGUGCAUGCAUGGGUGAAAAAAAGGGCAAAAUGUAUGCAUUAACUUGUUGAUUUUAUCAACUGGAUUACAGAUCAACCUGAUAAUGCCAUUUAUCUCACUUUUGUCAGCAGAAAGUUGUUUAUAUCUAUAUAUAUCUCCAGUAUAAAGCAGUAAUAAUAAUGUCACAUAAAUCAUCUGAUCACAUUUAAAUCAGUGAUGUUUCUUUCUGUAACGUGUGGGGCACCCAAUAUGCUCUUUUUUCACAGAUUCAAUUCUCUGUUGUUGCUUUCUCUCAUACACUUCACUUAGAAACUGUUGCUGGGUGCCUUUCUUUCAUUCAAAGGCUUACGUUUCUUCCUCAUGAAAGAACUCAAGUGACAACUAUGCCUUAGUAUGGGAAAACAAUCUUGUCAGAAUUAGCUCAAAUGACGACUAUGCCUUAGUAUGGAAUAGUAACCUUGUUGGAAUUACUUUUGGUCACUCCAUAUGCUUAACUGGCAAGGUUACUGACAACAUGCUGACGAGCACUUAAAACAGAAGAGAGAGGUGAAAUGAGCACAUUAAUAACAUUAUUAAUUUGCCUACUGUCUUUUUGUCAGCAGUAAAGUCGUAUGUAAAGAUGCUAGAAGUGAUGAAACAGAAUUGAAUUGUGUGCCCAUAUUGUCUCUGCUGCCUUUGUUUGUUCAUAAUUGUUCAUCAGAAUAUCAGUGACACAAUUGUCUGCAAUAAUACCAAAGAGUGUGAAGUCCAUAGAUUUUGGACCAAAAUAUGCCCCGUGAUGUAUUGUGAUUUUUAAAAAUUGAAUUAGAAUUAUUGUGUUCUGAUUUAUUUAAAGUGACAAAGGCUAAACAAAAGAAUUUUGACCUACAUGCUGUUAUUUUUGACUGUUAUUAUGGUUACCAUGGUUCUCUUUUUAAUUCAUAUGGCGAUUGAUCAUUUUUAUGCUUGUUUUUUCUUGGUGUCUUUUGUUUUUAGUAUGCAUGUAUACCAUAGACGUGAUAAAGUCUGUGAUGUGCACAUUUAUUUUGAAUGUGCAUGAGGUGAUAUAUUACUCAGUGUGUAUGUGCCUGUAUGAAGUAACCUUUGUAUGUUUGUGUGUGUAGGUAUAAAGUGUGAUGCAGAAACAUUUAGGUGCUGUCUAUAGCAGCAAUUUGUCAAGUUAAUCUAUAAUUAUCAUAAGAAACGAAUCUCAAACAACCUGCUCUUUUCAAUUUCACCUUUGUUUUUGAUAACAAAUUCAUUUUAUAUCCUUUGUUAAAUGUUAUUCCACAAAUUUUCAGGCAUAAUCCAUUCAUAGCAGACAGUUUGUUGUAUGUUUCUGAUAUCAUUGCCUUAAACAUUUGGCGAAACAUCAGACUGAUUCUUUAUCCCCUUUGUUCAUCCUCUCUCUUUUUCUUCUGGUGUUAGCUUUCAUUUUUUUACUUAGCCAGUGAACAUUAAUUAUUAUUAAAGCAGGUGUUUAUGACAGUUUCUCAUGUUAAGUAAGUGAUGAAAACCUCACAUGACCAUACACCUGUAUUUUAUGUAAUUAAACUUGUUGAUAAUGCA